Molecule: messenger RNA, 750 nt
Organism: Microdochium trichocladiopsis
Lineage: Eukaryota; Fungi; Ascomycota; Sordariomycetes; Xylariales; Microdochiaceae
Product: CCAAT-binding transcription factor (CBF-B/NF-YA) subunit B-domain-containing protein
Exons: 1
Coding region: 1-750 (249 amino acids)
Biological process (GO): regulation of transcription by RNA polymerase II
Cellular component (GO): CCAAT-binding factor complex
Molecular function (GO): RNA polymerase II cis-regulatory region sequence-specific DNA binding; DNA-binding transcription factor activity, RNA polymerase II-specific
Source: RefSeq, a predicted model, not a curated record
AUGUAUCAACCUCAGUACGGCGUCCCCCACCAGAGCAUGCAGUAUGGCGUGCCUGGCAUCCAAGCAGCGGCCAUGGCCGCUACCGCUGCUGCGGCCGGUGGGACUGGUUACAACUACAUGUCUUCAGACCCCAGCUUACCGCAGACAUCGCCUCGCAUGACGACUGGAGGGAAGAAAGAUGCCCGCGAUCCCCGAUCGCCACAGCAGAUGAACACCAUGCCUGGUCGGCGGAUGAGUCAGGUUACCAGUCCUGGCGUGCCGCAGGCUCCCAUGAUGAACCAUGCUGGAGGCCGCGGUGCCGUGCAGCAACCCAACAUGCCCUCGGCGCAGACAAUGCAACAUCCUCAGUCACCCGAACUUACUACCGGUGCUGAAGAGUCUCCGCUUUAUGUAAAUGCCAAGCAGUUCCACCGUAUCCUGAAGCGGCGUGUUGCCCGACAGAGGUUGGAAGAGGCUCUUCGCCUUACCAGCAAAGGCCGCAAACCGUACUUGCACGAAUCGAGACAUAACCAUGCGAUGAGAAGGCCUCGUGGUCCUGGCGGUCGGUUUCUUACUGCCGAAGAAGUUGCAGAGAUUGAGAGAAACAAAGGCGCGGGUGAAGGCACUGACGCGGCCGCUGAGGCCCCUGCGGCUGCCGGUGGAAACAAGAGAAAGUCGACGAACGAUGGACGUGCGUCAACCAAGAAGACCAAAACGGAAACAAGCACACCGGAAGAUGAAGAUGAAGAUGAUGCCGAAGACGACAGCUAA